Dictyostelium purpureum is the source of this 592-nucleotide messenger RNA. RefSeq lists its product as uncharacterized. The record is from RefSeq and is a predicted model, not a curated record. Gene Ontology annotation, molecular function: heme binding. Lineage: Eukaryota; Evosea; Eumycetozoa; Dictyosteliales; Dictyosteliaceae. The coding region runs from base 11 to 436 and encodes 141 amino acids. Gene Ontology annotation, cellular component: membrane; intracellular membrane-bounded organelle. The transcript has 2 exons.
GAACCAAACAAUGUCAGAAAAAACCUAUACUAAAGAAGAAGUCGCAAAACACUGCAGCUUAGACGAUUUAUGGAUCGUCUACAAUGAUGACGUUUUUGAUGUCACCAAAUUUGUUGUCGAACAUCCAGGUGGUGAAGAAGUUUUAAAAGGCAAUGGUGGCAAGGAUGCUACCCAAGAGUUCGAUGAUGUUGGUCACAGUGCCAGCGCUAUUGCUAAAAUGGAAGCCCUCAGAAUCGGUCGUAUUGCAGGUGCUAGCCCAAGAGUAGAAAAGAAAAAAGAAGUCAAAAAAGUUACCUCAACUCCAGUUAGAACUGCUCCAAAAGAAAGUGGUGGUUUAGGUCUUCUCAAAAUCCCAAUUUUCAUUAUUGUUUUAGCUAUCGUUGCUUACUUCUUCAUGGGUGAAAAAACUGAAGAAAUCGCCAACACUGUCAUUUAAACAAAUUAACACCAAAAAUUAAAAAAAUAUAAUAGAAGCAUAUAAGAAGGAGAAGAAAAGAUUUUAAGAGGAAAAGAAAAUGAAACAAUAUAAACCAUUUUUUUUUUAAAUAAAAAAAAAUAGAAAAAAUUAUAAAAUAAUAUUGUAAAAUAUAUU